CGAAGGAAGGAAGGAAAGAAAGAAAGAAAAGGGCUGUCUUUUUGCUAUGUCUCAAUCUCGGGAGUGCGCGUGUAACUGGUCUCGCAGGGACGAUUGCCGCCUCCGGUCCUGCCCAACCUCAGCCCAUCCUGAUCGUGGGGAGGGGGUUGUAGCGAAGGACUCCCCGGGUGAACCAACAGGAGAGCCCUCUCCUAAAAGACCAAGAGGAAGACCCAAAGGAAGCAAAAACAAGAGUCCCUCUAAAGCAGCUCAAAAGAAAGCAGAAGCCACUGGAGAAAAACGACCAAGAGGCCGGCCCAGGAAAUGGUUGUCUUCUGUAAAUGAGGACCUGGCAUCAGUGUUUGGCAUGAUCAGGUGCCUCUCAACUGCCAGAGCCACAACAGGUGGUCCAGAAGAAGCCAGCUCAGGAACAGACUGAAGAGACAUCCUCACAAGAAUCUGCAGAAGACGAUUAGAAGACCACGCCUUGCAAUUUCUACCUCAUCAGCAGUUGGGUCUUUUGAAGGGAGAAGACACUGCCUUGACCACUUGUUUUCUAUUGCCACAGUCUUUCCACUUUGGCCCGGGAGAGGGAGGGAAAUCACAUAACCUUUAAAAGGACUUAUUAAUCACCUUCAAUGUAAUCCCUUCACUGUCCCAGGUUUAGUGAAACUGCUGUAACACAGGGGGACACAGAAUAAUGAUGCAACAUUUAAUUACUAUUUUCUCUUAUUUUUCUUUAACGUACUAAUAGUUUGUUUGAGCUGCUAAGUAAGGGUGAAUGGGUCAGUAUAGCUUUGAACCAGGUUUUAAGUCAUUCACGGCACUGCAUAUAAAUAAGACUUUUGUAAAAUAUUAAUUAUAAUGGGCAUUCAAAUCGGAAGGCUUUGGUGUGUAACACCAGUCCUUACAACAGCUCUGACAACCCACUCCCUAGCUUAGUAAACUCCCUGUUUAGAACACCAAAGAUUAGGAUUAGAUACUACUCUUUUUAUAGUUUUGUUCUAGAUUUGUUAAAAAUAUUACUGUUAUUUCAAGAUAAGUUGAAGGCUGUUUCCUCCCCCACCCCCACUUAAUUCAGCUGAUAUUCAGGAAAAAAAAGCCACAAGAAAAAGGUACUUUCAUUUUGCAAAAGGGAAAAAUGACAAAGAUACAUUGUAUAUUACUAAUACACAUAUAUCUGCAGAAAUAGUAGAACUAAACAAACAAAACCCAACAGCACACCUCUCUAGGAAUACAUUUAUAUCUCCUCAGGUUGAAUAUGCUUUCUGGAGAGCCUCAUGUUGUUUAGAAAUGCCUCACAUCAGACCCUCUCUUAAGACAGAGAUUUAACAACUAACAUUUGGAUUCUUUCGUGAAUUUAAACCAAUACCUCAGAAUGAUUCUAAAUCAUUAUACUGGAAGCGAGGGAAAAGAUUCAAAUUCUUACUUUGACUUAAUCUAGUACUGCCAGUCCAAUUCCGUUAUUUCAGAGGGAAUGGAUAUCUUUUCUUCACACACAUAUCUCAGUGCAAGAGCCAAUAUCAUGUACCUCAAGUGAGCUUGUGUAUUACCUUCAAGCAAUAUACCUUGACAUAGGAUGGUUUGCUGGGCAGAUUUACCCCAGUGACAUGCCUUCAUCUUUUUUACUCAAGGCAGCACUUUUAACAACAAAUGCAAUAUUACCCCAUUUUUCAAUACUACCUCUGAUACUUACAGUUAACUCAACCGUCAAACAUUUGCUGCUAUAAUCAUACAAUGCAGGAUAUUAUUAUUGGGUAGGUAAUCAUCAGUUUCUGCAUUUUCCCCUUAUUUCUACUUUUGUUACCUAAUUGCAGUUAAGGAGGCAAUACCUUUAGUGUUUUCCAACUUAACCAUGUAUUUUUCUUUUUUAUGUACUAUGCCUUUUCUCUGCUAAAUUUCUAUGUAAUGUACCAUUAACUUGAAUAUAUUUUUGUACCGUGUUGCUCAUAAGGUUUGUAAGGAUAAGUUUCUUCAAUGACACUACAUGACAGAAAAAUAAUUAUCUGCAAUGUUUAAACAUUACUGUCCAAGUUUGUACCUCAAAUGAAUUUUUUAAAGAAAUGGACUAGUUGAUUGACAAAGACCUACCUCCAGACUAUAAAUGGAAUGAACUUGUUGUUUCUUUCAGCAUUAGUUUUUGAGAAGAUUGAAACAUUUAGGACUGCAACAAAUCCCUAAUCAAAACUAUUUUUGUAAAAAAACAAAACUUUGUGGGAAAUGAACACAGUUUGCUUACUUUCAUGUUAAAAACAACCCUUCAAAGAAACUUGAAUCUUUGUAGGUGGGGGGGCAACAAGCUCAGCUUUUUGCAUAAUGCAAUCACAAAUAUGUGUGUGUGUGUUUAAAAAAACUAGUAGAUUGUACGAGAAUACUUGUCAAGUAUUUUCAUAUAUUUUUUCACAAAUGUGAUUUUUUUUUUUUUUUUGGUAAUAUGUGUCAACCAGAUUUAUUUUAAAUGCAUCUUAUGUAGAGUUUGUUUAAUACUUCUGUCUUUUCUCUCUCUUUCUCUCUCUCUCUCUGUCUCACACACAGCCAAUAUGCCUACUCAUUAACAUUGUUUUAUUAUUUGGGCCAGGGGCAGUUUCUCAGGAAGGCUUUUUUCAGUAUGACUAUAGUACUUAGCCAAAUGCAACUAAGGAAAACUACUUACUGGCUGCUUCUCAAGAGAAAAUAUUAAGACACAAGCAUCUCCUCGAGGGGGGGCGGGAAGAGUACAGCUUACUGUGGAUCACUAAAAAGGAGCAUAUAGGAGAAAUAGAACAUAGGCAUCCUAAUGUUACUAAAUGUUUGAAUAACUGUACAAUAGCUCUUUAAGGGCUUUACUCCUGUUCAUUCAAGCCAUUUGCUGGGAUCCAAAGCACAGCAAGUAGUGUUCUGCUUUUGCACAGGGUCUUUUCACCUCUUCCUUCCAGUGGCAGACUCCCCAGCAUCACCAAGGUUGUAAGGCCCUCUGGAGCAGCAGCCUGUGUCGUGUGAGAGGAUACCACUGGAAGAGGUGUCUAGCUGACAAAUAGGGACAUUGAGUCAGGGUUCCAAGAUGCAUCAUUUGCACUCCAAAGCCCCAUAGUCCCAAUGUGCAUACAAACUCUGUGCAGGAGGGCAGCCAUGCUGUUUUCUUCAGUUUUAGGAACUGUGCUGAAAACACAAGGGGGAAUCCCCAUUGUGUGCAUCGAAUAUUCCCUGACUCACUGAAGAAAAGUAGGUAGCCACUGUUUGUAUGGAGCUCCAUGUGUGCAUCAGGGUACCCCUAUUUGGAGCUGCUGGAUCAGCAUGACAGCAAACAUGAGCUGAAACAGAAGUUAUCGAUGCAUGAGGGUCACACAUCAAACUUGAAGGGACUUACAGGUCUGAUCAAACUAAACCUUAUAUUUCUGUAUAUUGUAGAACAAUCAAAACACAUUACUACCUCUCAGGGUCUUCUUUACCUCAUUUUUCAGACUGAAAGAAAAACUGCUUGUGGCCACUGAAACAGAAAGAACAUCAUAAAAUUUUUUAUAUAUAUAGUUUAUUUUUGUGGGAGAUAAAUUUUAUAGGACUGUUCUUUGCUGCCAUUGGUCACUGCUAAAUAAGACUGGACAUGAACUUUUCUGCCGUUUCUGCAAGUUAUAUAUGCUUACAGAAGAAAUGCAUCAAGAUAUAUAAUUACAGUUUACUUUUCUCCUGUUUUCCUUGCCUGUCUCCUAACUCUGUGCUUUGUUAUUCAUAUAGAGUUGCUGUCUAUGAUUGUACUUUGAAUUGCUUGCUUGUUGAACAUGUUCCUUUAAUGGAUUAUCACCGUCUGUUCGGCACAAUAAACAUAAUAGCCUCUGUGAUCCCCAUGUUAUUUGAUUCCUAGAGUUUUGUCACAGCUCCAUGAAAUAAGCAAUAAAGUUU
Molecule: messenger RNA, 3855 nt
Organism: Hemicordylus capensis (graceful crag lizard)
Lineage: Eukaryota; Metazoa; Chordata; Lepidosauria; Squamata; Cordylidae
Gene: HMGA2
Product: high mobility group AT-hook 2
Exons: 6
Coding region: 47-418 (123 amino acids)
Biological process (GO): regulation of DNA-templated transcription
Cellular component (GO): chromatin; nucleus
Molecular function (GO): DNA binding; transcription coregulator activity
Source: RefSeq, a predicted model, not a curated record